AUGGAGAUGGAAGACAUGAGCCUCGAGGUGGCGCAGAAGGACACAGCCGCCGAAAUAGCUGCCGAGGCCGCUGCAGCUGAUCCAGCAAACCGACCGCCAAAACGUUCAUCCAACACAUGCCAGCCUUGUCGUCUGCGCAAGGUGCGAUGCUUACCGAGUGACGGAACAUCCUGUGCAAAUUGCGACCGCUUGGGCUUCGCUUGCUCAUUCCGGGACUCGUCGCCCCAAGGAGACCUUGAACAUGGCUCAUCCAUGUCACUGCCGCGACGUCGCGUCAGACUUGCAUGUAUCAACUGUCACUCAAGGAAGGCGAGGUGUAGCGGAGAGACACCAAAAUGUGCAAGGUGUCAGGCGCAAGGGAUCGAGUGUGUGUAUCGUCCGACAAAACGCUCCGGGGGAGUAAAUGGCACCAGUACCGCACACCAGGGAGACUCGGAGCAUGAGUCUGUCUCAUCGGAACCCCCAGAGAAAAGGAGGAUGCUAGAGGGUGAUGCCAACUCUCAGAACUCAAGGAACCUUGGUCCUGACCAUAACUCAGGCCAAGGAGGUGGGUAUGGAACAUGGCCAAUGACUUAUGAGCCCAACAUCACCUUUCCCGACGAAGCUCUCAUCAUCCGUACCCUUAACAACUUCUUCCGCCACGUCCAUCAUGUGCCAGUCUUCUCUUUCCUCCACAGAGCAUCGCUCAUGCAACGCUACCAUGCUGGCAUGAUGGACAAGGCACUUCUUUUGGCCGUUGUCGGCAUCACAUCCCUACUCACAGAUUUAGGCCCGGGCACAAGGGAGUAUGGCGCCAAAUGUAUUGAUGAAUGCCAGAAGAUGAUACUGAAUGACAUUGAAAACCCAUCAACAAUCAAGAUCCAGGCACUCGUUCUAGUCAUGAAGCAUCGAAUGCUCACUCGACGAUUUACGGGAGCCUUCAUGCUAGCUGCCACAGCCGGACGUUUCUCAUAUGCCCUCCGCCUCAACUACGAAAACCCCAACCUAUGCUUUCUAGCCCGAGAGUCACGAAGGAGGUUGAUGUGGGCGUUCCUCACUAUUGACUCAGGCAUCAACGGAGGAUAUCCAGACUUCACGCUGCUGCCCCCAGAGGCAAUGCACAUCCAGCUUCCGUGCAACGAGCGGAACUUCGAGUUCGAUCUACCUCAGAUCACAGAACAUCUGCGGCCAAUACCAGACAAACCCUUCCCCGACGACGUCGGAUCUUUAGCACUUCACGUCCGAUUGCUAUGGAUCCGGAGUCGGAUUCUCUACUGCACCAAGAACGCACUGGCAAUGACCGAAACGGAACUUCGGGAGCUACCACGGCUUGUCGAGGCCCUGAGCAAAGAACUCAAAGACUUCAAUGAGCAUUUGCCUGCCUCCUUUAAAUUCUCCGAGAGUAAUUUACGACUACGCGCAUACUCUCCUCGGCUUUGUGUUUUCAUCAUGAUUCACAUUUGGUGGCGCCAGUGCCAUUGCGAUCUAUACCGUAUCGUCAUGACAGGCCUUAAGGAGGCCUUGCCACGUUCGGCUAUCGAUCGCCUGCCGUCGAAAUUUGUCACCCUAUGCGAGCGUCAGUGCUUCGAGCAUGCACUGGCCAUGGCGGAAAUUUUUCGCGUCAUCAUGUCCCUCGAUGGUGGCUUGCCUGUGACAGACCUUGACUUACCAGUCUGCGCUUAUCAGUGUGCGAGAAUGCUAUAUUUGGCGCACCACACGAACGGUGGCGAGUUCAGUGUAGAGCAGGUGAACGACCACGCGCAGCGAUGUCUGCAGGUUACCAGGCAUAUGAUCCAUGUGCCUGCCGGUCAUGCAGUUCACGCCGACCUGGAAAAGCUGAUUUCCCGCGGCUUUUCGGCAAGUACAACACCUAGUCACCCGAGCAGCCCAACGAUCACUAGACCGAGCGUUCUUCCUCAACAAGUUUUAUCGCGACACAACCCUGUACACCAGAUGGAACUUGUCGACCAGAGCGAAAUUACCGAUAUGCCAACUCAAUCGCCAUCUAUACAGUCUCCAUUGACCCAGAGUAAUGUGAGCGCGAGCGGCCCUUCCAAUCACCACACGCCUCAGUCACUCCAGGCCCUCUCACUCACGACAGUUCGGCCAGUUGGCUUUACUGAAAUGCCCAUGGAUGACGCGGGCAUGCCGAAGGUGAACCUACCUCCAGUCGAUCCACCUGAAGGCUUGGAUAACAACAAUGCCUUCGAGGGUGCGAUGGAUGGGUUCGACUUCAAUCUGGAAUCCUUCGGGAACACGGGCUUGGAAUCUGUCUCGUGGUUCUCCAGCGAGUGGUUGAAUGCAGAGUUCCCACAAACCAUAGUAUGA
This is a messenger RNA of Pseudomassariella vexata, 2307 nucleotides long. RefSeq lists its product as uncharacterized. The transcript has 3 exons. Gene Ontology annotation, cellular component: nucleus. Lineage: Eukaryota; Fungi; Ascomycota; Sordariomycetes; Amphisphaeriales; Pseudomassariaceae. The record is from RefSeq and is a predicted model, not a curated record. Gene Ontology annotation, biological process: regulation of DNA-templated transcription; carbohydrate metabolic process; DNA-templated transcription. Bases 1 to 2307 code for a protein of 768 amino acids. Gene Ontology annotation, molecular function: hydrolase activity, hydrolyzing O-glycosyl compounds; DNA binding; DNA-binding transcription factor activity, RNA polymerase II-specific.